UGACGUUAUGAAUAUAUACAUUUGUGGAUCCAGAUAGAGUUCCAUUUAUUUUGGCCCCUUGUUUGUAUCAAAAUUAAAAGUAUUAGGUAUAAAUUCAGAAAGAUGUUGGCCGUGGAACCAGAGCGUAGCCAGCGCCUUGUACCCCUCUCAUCGGAUCUGAUCGAGGACAUAAAGACCCAUGCAAAUGAGUAUCGAACACCUUCAGGGGAACUUCUAGAGAAGGAUAUAGAACGGCGCACCGUGAUGACACCCACAGUUUCAAAUACUUUCUUUUCCAAAUCCAAGCCGAGGCCACAAAAGAAGAAAGUAAAAAAGGAAAUUAGUGAAGAACUAGCCAAAGCCCUGGCCAAGUAUAAAGAAGGCACCAAAUCACUCCAUUUAAAUGACAAACUGACGCCGAGCUCUCUUCUGACCAGUAUGGAGACUUGCUUGGACAAUUUGGCGGAUGGCAUGCGCACCUUGCAGCCCUGGAUGCCCAUCCAAAUAGAACAAAAUGACCAGCUCAGAAAAGAACAGUCCUCCAAAUUCACAAUCACACUUUGCAGCCAGCCCAGUUCCGAUUUGAGCAUCCUUCCCAGUCCAGCAGCUAAGUCAGUGCAGAAUAAGAAGUCGGAGAAGGAGUUCUACUAUGGCAUGCAGAUGCACCUGGUCAACAUGCUCGUCUUGCCCAAAUCUCGCACCUCAUUGUUUUUAAACCAGCGAAGGGAAAUUAACUCCUAUUUGGUCGGCUAUGGUGAUCGUUGGCGGCAUGAGUACACGGAUGAGGACUGGAAGCGGGAUUUCAAAGCGGCUGCCUUCCUGAAUGGUUCCUCCAUGGAUCGGCGCCCCAAGAAUGUGCGUCGUCGGUGAAAGUGAAAGAUCUCUUUAUUUGCCGCGAAGCGAGUUGAGAAAUAGUGGCUGUCAUGUGGCGUGGGGAUCGGGGUCUGGAAUUUUUCGGGAAAAGCUUUUAGCUGGGACAUCUUGUCUGCGUUGAGGGCUAAAACAAAAGCCGUGUUUUUAACGGCUCCGUUUUCCCCCAUUGCUAUUGAUCGUAUCAAAUGUCGUGUGAGCUUUCUUUUGUGGCAUCUCUCUGGAAAGAUGGUAGCGGGUUCAAUCCCAGUUCUAAUCCGGUUGGUUCUUUGUCAAAUUAGCUCUAUCGAAACGAGUUUCAUUCACCAAAAGAACGAUUUCAGCAAUAUUACUUAAACUCUAAUGGCAAAAUUAUUACAAAAUUUAAUA
Messenger RNA from Drosophila gunungcola (fruit fly), 1218 nucleotides. RefSeq lists its product as uncharacterized. The coding region runs from base 103 to 849 and encodes 248 amino acids. The record is from RefSeq and is a predicted model, not a curated record. The transcript has a single exon. Lineage: Eukaryota; Metazoa; Arthropoda; Insecta; Diptera; Drosophilidae.